Messenger RNA from Drosophila innubila, 908 nucleotides. RefSeq lists its product as uncharacterized. Bases 88 to 756 code for a protein of 222 amino acids. The record is from RefSeq and is a predicted model, not a curated record. The transcript has 2 exons. NCBI's taxonomy places the organism in Eukaryota, Metazoa, Arthropoda, Insecta, Diptera, Drosophilidae.
UCGUAGCUUUUGUGUCAACAACUGAAAAUUUUGUACGUCAUAAAAUUGAAGAAAGUUAAUAAUAAAAUUCAAAAGGCUUUUUCAAUUAUGAAUGCCUUUGCUCAUCUCGACCUAUUUGAUGGCAUUCCCGCAAAGUGUCCUGUAAAGGGUUGUUCCUCGCAGCUGACGCCACAGGAGCUGCUGGCGCAUUUGCUGAUGCGUCAUCGGCCCGAGGACUCGAUGCUGGAGAUUGGCGCCGAGUGGCAUACAGUGUAUGACUUGGACUUGGCCAAACUGACACCGGGUUGCAACCAUGUGGUGGGUGUGAUUGCCUAUGCCGGCAGCAGUGAUGCGAAUCGCAGUCGUCCUAUUGGGCCAGAGUUGCAAUUGGUGCAUCAUCUGCCCCUAAUUCUAAUGCUGUAUGUCAGCCCGCCGGCGUCCAAUUUGGAGCAGAUGUACGCGCUCUAUUUGAUCAGUCCGGUGGCCUCCAAGAAGGUGAGUGCCCAUGUCAGUCUGCUGAAUGGGCCGGAGGGUCGCGAGGUGCGUGGUCUCCGUUGUCUGCGCAACUUUCUGGACGCACCGUUGCAGGACAGCGAGGAGCUGCUUCACGGCAACAUGGACUAUCUGAUCUAUACGGCAACCGAUAUCUGGGAGCAUUGCACCACUGGUGAGACAUGCAAACUACAAUUCAAAGUGGUGUUGCACGGUGAGCCCAAUUUAUUUGAGACAGAGGAUGAAUUUCUGGAGGAAGCGACCAUGUGGCAGGCUUCCGAAUGACUCAUGUGGCGUGCCUCCUAUGUAUAACCUGACAGCUGGCCCAUAACCAAAAACUAUUGACGCACACUUGAGAUUUGAGUGCCUGUCAAUAAUUUCUUGUUAUUGUUGUUGCUAUUGUUAUUGAAUGAAACGCUGCUCAACUGUCAGAAAAA